Messenger RNA from Entelurus aequoreus (snake pipefish), 1518 nucleotides. RefSeq names its product patatin-like phospholipase domain containing 4 (gene pnpla4). NCBI's taxonomy places the organism in Eukaryota, Metazoa, Chordata, Actinopteri, Syngnathiformes, Syngnathidae. Gene Ontology annotation, molecular function: retinyl-palmitate esterase activity; triacylglycerol lipase activity. The coding region runs from base 457 to 1230 and encodes 257 amino acids. Gene Ontology annotation, cellular component: cytoplasm; membrane; lipid droplet. The transcript has 6 exons. Gene Ontology annotation, biological process: lipid homeostasis; triglyceride catabolic process. The record is from RefSeq and is a predicted model, not a curated record.
AGAGUUAGGCGUACUUCCGGUUGCACUCUUUCCGAGUGACGGCGCCAUGAAGGACACGCUGGGGAAACUACGUCUCCCGCUGGGAUAGGGAAGUAAUUGAAUGAGCUUUUCUCAUUCCUACUCCUUUUUUGGCCUACUGCGUUGAAACGAAGGAGAAUCAUAUGUGCUACUUGUUGUGUUUCAUUUUGAAAAUUCGAACUAGAGUUAGACGUACUUCCGGUUGCAGUCGUGCUGAGUGACGUCACAAGAGCUUGGAACAAGUUGCCUUUCAAAUGGUUUUGCUGCUGAACAUAUAAACAAAACGAGUUCGCGCUUUUUUGGUUGUACUUGCUAUUUAUAUUAACUAUUUUACGCUUCAACAAAUACAAACUUCGUCGUUGCUCAUCGACGUUUACGAUGAUGAUGCAAUGUUUUUAACUUGACACUUUGUGAUGAGAUCGUCAAGAAUAAUUUAGGAUGACCGCGGUGAAUUUGUCAUUCGCUGCAUGUGGUUUUCUGGGCAUCUACCACCUGGGAGCUGUGGAAGCCUUCCUCCGCCAUGGCGACAAGCUGCUGGCCUCCCUCAGAACCUGUGCAGGGACCUCAUCUGGGGCUCUGGUAGCUGCUGUUAUGCUCACAGCUCCUGACAAAGUCAAGCACUGCAAAGACUUUACGUAUAAAUUAGCUACUAAUGUGAGACAACAGAGAUUUGGGGCAGUCACCCCUGGAUACAAUGUCUUGCUCAAGCUGCGGGAAGGGAUUGAAGAGAUGCUUCCUGCUGAUGCCCACAUUCUGGCAUCUGAUCGCCUCCAUGUCUCAUUGACGCAUUUCAAAAGCGGGAAGAACCACAUUGUGUCCGAGUUUAAGUCCAGAGAAGACCUCAUCAAGGCUCUCCUGGCUAGCAGUUUUGUGCCAAUCUAUGCUGGAUUCCAACCGGUGGACUUCCGAGGACAGAAGUGGAUUGAUGGCGGGUUCACCGACAGCCUUCCAAUUCUGCCUGUGGGUCGAACCAUCACUGUGUCCCCGUUCGCUGGGCAGCAGAACGUGUGUCCUUUGCAUAAGGGCAGUGAGUUUAAGACUCAACUUAGUUUGGCCAAUAUGAACAUAAAUUUAUCAGUGGAAAACAUCAAACGUCUGAACCAGGCUUUGUUCCCGCCAACAACCUGCCGCAUGCAGUCCCUCUGUCAGGAAGGUUUUGAUGAUGCCAUGAGGUUCCUCAAUCGGGAGGGUUGGAUAAGCUCGAGGAUUUAAUGAAAUAGGUUUUCACAUUCAAUAACUGUGGAGGUUCUAGACCAGGGAUUGGCAACUCGCAGCUCCUUGAUCUGGCUCCCUUCAAAAUAUUUUUUGAAACUCCGGAUUGAGCAAAAAAUGCAUUUUUGAAAAGAGUUCUUUAAAUUCUGACCCUUUUAGCACAUGAUUGUGUCCUGACUGGGGGGCAGGAGGAUUGUGUGAGUGCAAGAAAAAAGAAGCAAAAUCUUGGAAGCACACAGUGUAAUUCUACAUGGACCUUUGCCUGUAAAAUAAAUAAAACAUGCUUAA